CAUUGCGCAUUCACGAGGCAAGCGCAUCGUGGCGGCACUCGUCGUCGCGCUCCCGUCUUCGUCGUCGUCGUCGCGAUCAUCAUCCUCGUUGACGCCGCCAUCGAGUCAGUAUCGGCGGCGGCCUUGAUAAGGAGGCAGGCGCUCUCCGACCAGCGGAAGGCGAAAAGUCGAACGACAGAAUCGAGCCGAGACCCGACUGCGACGGACCCAACUACAUCGCGAUCAUACGAAACGUCUUCGUCUUCGUUGGAACGAAGCAGUAGCACGAGCGGAAUUUGAGACGCGUUCGAGUAGAAUGUGGGGUAGAGCAAAUAUGGCGGCUGUGAUCCUUCUCCUAGGAUGGUUAUGCAUUUUCGCUCAAGCGGAAGCGGCCAACGCCGAAGUGACGUCCGCCGAUACCGAAGCGGAAACCAUUCUCGAGAGAGCGGCCACGUGGCUGUGGACUCAACGGGACAAGGAUGCCGGAUGGGGUAACGACACGCAUCGGGUGCUUCUCGUUCUUCGUUUGGCCAAUCUUUCACGCGACGACAACGUCGCGCCACUGGCACCGCUCGAGCUGCAACUCACCGCCAAGCAGAUGGAACUGGAGAUUGUACUCUUGCUCUGGAGACACCGAGAAGCCGGGUUUUCCCCGGUUCGGCUGGCACGCUACACUCUGGCCUUGAACGCGAUGUGCAUGAACCCGAGGCAGUUCCACAGCCACGAUCUAAUCGGCAUGUUGCAGCAUCAUGAACCGCCGACCGAUUAUGAAUUCGCACUGACCACGCUCGCGGCGUGCAGCGCACAAGCGCACGUGCGCAAACGACAGAUACGUCGUCUCCUGGAUAUCGCGAAUGCUGCGCGGGACCAUAACGUCGAUACCGUCGCGAUGGUGAUUCUGGCGCUGCAGUGUAUCGUCCAGGACCACCGGCACCGCAAUCUCCAUCAUUUCGUGCGCAAGCCGUCGAUAGGCCUGGCGCAACAACAAAGAUUGGACGGUAGUUUCGGCGACCUGCACACCACCGCGCUGGUGAUGCAAGUGCUGGAGGAAGUGGAGAACGAGCCGGCCGACAACUGGAACAGAUCGGCUGCAUUGGCUUGGCUGCUCAGUCAGCAACGAUCGGAUGGUUCGUUCCACGGCGACGUCCGGACCACCGCCGAGGCGAUGUUGGGUGUCGCACCGCGCGGACUGGCUAGUAUCCGAGCUCUCGAUUGCGGACAGGGUCUAUCGGACAACUCACCGUCGCGUCUCACCACGAGCAAUAUUCCAGAUAUCACCACCACCGACAACCAUAGCGAAACCGCUUUGCCAGGAACACCAGGGGGUGGCAAUUUGAGCAGCGUGGACACGACAGUCGCGGGUACCACCGCGCCGGUGAUGGUAAACGUAUCGUACACCCUGUGGGUGGGCAGCAACGUGAACGAGACGUAUAAUCUGACGGUGACUGCGCCCAAGAACGAGACCUUCUACGGAGUGAUGCUGCUCGCGGCGGAGAUGUCGCCCCACUUCCAGUUCACCGCGUCCGAAUGGCCUAAUGGUCACUACGUUCACACGCUCGCCGGUUACAAGGAGGAGCCAAUGUCCUAUCACUACUGGCUGCUCUACAGGCUGCCCUCACCACCGGAACCAUCCUCACCGCCCGGAAAUCAGCUGGUCGCGCCUGGAGGUGUCGACGACUUGCAGAUCAGCGAGGGGGAGCAUUACCUCUUUUGGUACAAGAAGCUAUGAAGCUCAGGCGGAGCGGAAAGAGCGUGACGAGAGCAAAAUAACAAAAAAUAACGAAAAGAAGGUAACACGAGGGAAACGGGGGGAUAUUUCAUAGAGAAAGAGAAGAGCGAGAGGGAAGCGAGGUUGUACAGUACGAGAGAGAAAGAGACAGAGUGAUAGAGAGAGAGAGAGAGAGAGAGAGAGAGAGAGUAAGAGUGCACGAUCUCGAAGCUCUAGAGCGAGAUCCAGUAUUCACUGCCAUCGCUAAUCGUCGACAGGUAAGAGAAAAAAGAAAUUACGAGCAACGCGAAUGCGAGGGAGGAUUAGGAGAAAAAUAGAUGUAGGUACAUAGGCACACACGCCGACAUACACACAUAAAUGUACACACACGCAGAGACAGUUGUGCAGUGACUUUUGAAACUCCGUUCUAGUGGCUGAUUCAAAAGACCCGAUCUUGAUGAGACGCCGAUCUUGAUCGACAUCAAGCCAGGAUCGAUAUCAAACGUACACACGCAUACACACACAUAAACAGCUCCACUCGUCGACACGUCGAAUGCCACGGUGGUGGAGAUGAUCCGCGAUUCGGCGACGCGAUCGCCUGAAAUUUGAAUCCAGGAUGUGCGCUCUUCGCGUUUGCGUUGUGACUCGGCUACGUCAUAGCUUUUACUGAUCCACGUGUAAAAUGCGAUAAUCGAAGAACCGCAUGGAAAUAUGCAGCUUUCAAGCACAAUCGAGAUGUACUCGUUGAAGAUUUGCAAGCGCUCAUCGCGCGUCAUCGUCUCGGAUGGUUCCGCGCGACGUUCGACGUAUCGAUCCAAGCCACGAAGUUAACGUAACGUUUUCUAUGAGACCACAAGCAUGCGUACUUGUACUUGUCGUGAUUAAUUCGUACUCAAUAAAGCCGAAUAGCCGUACCCGUAUUAGCGAGUAUCCGUUCCCGAUGUUCCCGAGAUCCGGCUGUGUAACGCGUUGAUUUAUAAUAGUCGAAUCACCCCCACGAUUCACGGAGAAUAAAUAAAUACGACGAGUGAAUAAGUAAGUAAGUAACGAAGUAAAUAAGUAAAUGAAUAAAUAAGCAAAUAGUCAGUAAAUAAGUGAAACGAAUCUGGCCUGCCGCUGUUGCUGCUCUGCGACGUGUUCGACGUGGAAAGGAAGACGGAAGCGCAUCUCAUGAACGUCAUAUUUUCGUUUGUGCGCACGAUGUAUCGUUCGCCGAGCCGCUCGAGUGCGAUGUACGAUUUCGUUUUUUCCUUGGAAUCAAUAAAGGAAUCAAUAAAUACACUCAUGAAUCUGA
This is a messenger RNA of Ooceraea biroi (clonal raider ant), 2981 nucleotides long. RefSeq lists its product as uncharacterized. Lineage: Eukaryota; Metazoa; Arthropoda; Insecta; Hymenoptera; Formicidae. Gene Ontology annotation, molecular function: cobalamin binding. The record is from RefSeq and is a predicted model, not a curated record. Gene Ontology annotation, biological process: cobalamin transport.